AUGGACUUUGAUGCCAUCCGCAAGCACGUCAACCGCAGCGGAUCGCGCCUCUACUGCGACCCGCGCGCCGACACCCAGGACCACGAGCACCUGAUGAUUGUCUACUACGACGUCAUGCUUGUUGACGACGAGUCGUUGCUGAGCACCAGCCGAGAGGACCGCUUUCGCCGUUUGGAGGAGCUGGUCACAUGCCGCCCGGGCUAUGCCGAGCUUGUCAAGCGCGAGAUCCUUGACUUUCGCGCCCGCACGGCACCGGCCCAGCUGCGCCGCGCCUUUGCACGAUGCAUCACAGCCCAUCUCGAAGGGCUUGUCCUGAAGCCGUUGAAAGAUCCGUACUUUGACCUCAAGGGCCCGGGCUCAGGAACUACCUCGUCCACCACUCUCGAGUGGCCGCACCUUGCCUCCUACGUCAUCAAACUCAAAAGGGGCUACAUUGGCGGCUUCGGCGAGGUCGGCGACUUUGCUAUUGUCGGUGCCCGCUACGAUGCCUGCAAAGCGCGUGAGUACCCUUCCGACCUGCCAGGGCUCAAGUGGACGCACUUUUUCAUUGGGUGCCAGGAGACGCCCAAGGCCGGCCAGACCCGACCGCGCUUUGUCGUCACCAACGUUGUGACUCUCACGCCGGCCCAGAUGACUACCUUUUUACGUCACUGCCGGCCGCACGUCGUUCCCGUGCCACGCAGAACCGACGGACGAAAGACACGAAACACAAGACAUGUCAAGUCUACGCCCGGCGCCGAUGGUGGCCACCAGGACACAUGUCCUUUUGACCUCGCUCCUCUCGAGCCCGGUCUGGACGACAGCAAAGGUGGCCCCACCGACCUCUUUGCCGACCCGCCCGUCGUCGACAUUCGCUGCUUUUCCUUUCACCGCCCAGGCUACGGCCGCUUCUGGAGCCCGCGGUUUCCCAGCGUCGUCAAGUUCCACUUUGACCGCACGUGGGCCGACACGCUACCGUUUGACGACCUACAAACCAUGGCCGUCGAGGCCGAGGCGCGCACGGCUGUGUACGACGACGACUUUUUUGAUGGGCCGGAUAGUGGCGGCGGCAGCGGCGGGCCUGGUCCGGACGCGUACGAUGCCUCCCAGCACGCCCAUUGGGUCGCGCAGCUGAAGCGUGCCGACAAGGGCGGCAUCGCCAUGGAUGCCGAAACGAGCCAGUCGCAGUCGCAGUCGCAGUCGCCUUCGCAAUCGACGACCCGCAGCCAGUCGUCAUCAGGAUCGACACAACGGACCCAGUCAGUCACGAGCCAGCCGCCGCUGUCGGCUGGUCUUGGGAUGCCUCUGAUUGACAUUGUGGAAGAAGCAGAGGCAGAGGAGGCGGACAAGGACCUCUGCAAACAAAGCCAGUUGUCCAUUGUCACGGUGAAGACAUACGACGAAAGAUACGACAAGUACGAGAAGGCGAAGCUGGCGAAGGCGAAGCUGAUGAAACCGAACCUUGCCGUGCCCGUCAUUGACCUGACGGGCGACAGCCAGGAAACGGAGGUGGCAGAGGAGGCGGAAAGGCCCGUAGCUUCGGUUGAGGAAAGUACGGUCAAAGAAAGUACUGUCGAAAAAGAAACAGCUGUUGGCAAAAGAGAGAUCUUGCCUGACGAUCCCUCGCCGCCAAGGACACCCAAGCGGAGGGCAACGUCGCUUCCCGUCAUAAGAACGUCGCCCAUGACACCCAAAACUCCGCCGCGCGUUUCCAACUCCCCACUGCCGCCCGCCUCGUGCUCGCCCAUCGACUUUGUCUCCAGUCUGACCGCGCCGUCGACGACCGACGGCAGUCAGGCGUCUGGCAGCCACGAGAGCCAAAGCAGUUUGGACAGUUUGGACAGUCAGGACAGUUUGGAGAAGAACACGCACAGGACGAAAAGUCUCCCUGGCGACACGCCCAGCCGGAAACGAUUGCGAGCCUGGGACGCCGCCAACCUCGACCUCUGCCCCGUUUCGCCGCCGCAGCUCAAGCGGGCGCGGAGUGGGCUGUGA
Molecule: messenger RNA, 1974 nt
Organism: Sporothrix brasiliensis 5110
Lineage: Eukaryota; Fungi; Ascomycota; Sordariomycetes; Ophiostomatales; Ophiostomataceae
Exons: 1
Coding region: 1-1974 (657 amino acids)
Biological process (GO): double-strand break repair via nonhomologous end joining; nucleotide-excision repair, DNA gap filling; DNA recombination
Cellular component (GO): DNA ligase IV complex
Molecular function (GO): DNA binding; DNA ligase (ATP) activity; ATP binding
Source: RefSeq, a predicted model, not a curated record